UUCCAUCUACCUCCACGUAUCUAUUACUUCAAGUGUGUGAUGAAGCGGUAAAACACAUUUCAAGAAUCGCUUAUUUCAUUCAACCCAUUUUCAACUGCUUGUCAGGACAAAAAUAAUAACGUCUCUUCAGAAGUAGAGUUUUAUAGCAGCCGCAGUGGCAAAUACGAGCUCUUACGUUUCCCUGAGACGUGCAUGGUGGAUUAUCUCCGCAAUCAGGAAAGGAUUACGGGCAGAAUUGAAAUUUGACUGGGACUUUUAUCGGCAAUGUGCUUCUACGUUUUCCUCCCGUGGGGAGCACGUCACAAUAUCCUCCUAUUAUUAGAAAUUCACUCUUGAGCUCUCUUGCGCUCGCUAUCAAUUCCGUUGCUAGGGAAUUCAGUUUUUUGUUUAAAUCAGGAAUAGUCUUUAUGCAUAAUGGGCGACAUUCCACAAUUAAUUAAGAUCAGCGUUUCUCUUAAAAUACAACCCAAUGACGGGCCGGUAUAUUUUAAGGUGGAUGGUCAGAGAUUCGGUCAGAACAGGACAAUAAAAUUGCUAACCGGUUCAAAGUACAAAAUUGAAGUGGUUGUGAAGCCUGGAGCAGUUGAAGCCACCUCUAUGGGCAUAGGCGGGGUAAACUUCCCGUUGGAACAGAAGUCGAAGGACCCUCAAGCCGUCACGUACACCGGGUUCUACGAUACAGAAGGAGUGACCCAUACCAAAAGCGGGGAGAGACAACCCAUACAAGUGAACAUUCAGUUCAAUGAUGUUGGGACCUUUGAGACAGUCUGGCAAGUAAAGUACUAUAACUACCACAAGAGGGACCACUGUCAAUGGGGAAACAGUUUUGCCAGCAUUGAGUAUGAAUGCAAACCCAACGAGACUCGCAGCCUCAUGUGGAUCAACAAGGAGAUGUUUGUUUGAGGUUUAACCACACUAUCAAUAUUCAUUAUCAUUAAUAAUUAAAAAAUGUUGAACUUAUCUAAGGACUUUUGAAUAUCAACCAGCACAAAGCCUUAUCAUAGGCGUGCAUAUCAAAAGAGUAAACUCUUUGUUCUUAUAUUUUGCGGUGGAAUAUCAUUGUGUGCUUAUGUUGGCAGGUUAGUCUGAAUUCUGUCUGGUGAAGUGAUGUUGAGUGAACAGUGUGAUUUGCUUUCCUGUUUUAAAGAUUUAUGUUGUUCAGUUUUGUGUACAUUUGUUUAAUUUGCCUACCUCUGGAUAGCACAACUUUAUAACAUUUUAAUAGACAAAUGUAACACAUUUAUUUCAUUAUUAUUUAUUAUGUUUUUGCAGAUAUGGCCAUAUCAUAAUUUCCUGUUGUUUUAGCAUAUCUGUGGUGCUUUGAUUAAAUAUUUCUGUAACUUGUGAAAACAAAGUCAGUAUCAUUGAGUAAAACUUUUGAAAUGCUUAAUAUCUUUUUGUAAAAUGAAAAAUUGUAUUAUGUGUUAUUUUCUAAUGUUUAAUUAUUUUGAAAGAGAAUGGCUCAUAUGAAAUACAGGAGGUUGAUUAAUCUUUUGAGCCCAGAAAUGAUAUCCAGAUGCAGACUAUCACAAAACAAGAUGCAAUAAAUUGAUUGAAAACCUG
This is a messenger RNA of Lepisosteus oculatus (spotted gar), 1563 nucleotides long. RefSeq names its product cannabinoid receptor interacting protein 1b (gene cnrip1b). Gene Ontology annotation, molecular function: type 1 cannabinoid receptor binding. The record is from RefSeq and is a predicted model, not a curated record. NCBI's taxonomy places the organism in Eukaryota, Metazoa, Chordata, Actinopteri, Semionotiformes, Lepisosteidae. Gene Ontology annotation, biological process: negative regulation of signaling receptor activity. Gene Ontology annotation, cellular component: plasma membrane.